Molecule: messenger RNA, 2995 nt
Organism: Osmerus eperlanus (European smelt)
Lineage: Eukaryota; Metazoa; Chordata; Actinopteri; Osmeriformes; Osmeridae
Gene: sh2d3a
Product: SH2 domain containing 3A
Exons: 16
Coding region: 667-2730 (687 amino acids)
Biological process (GO): small GTPase-mediated signal transduction; positive regulation of peptidyl-serine phosphorylation
Molecular function (GO): phosphotyrosine residue binding; guanyl-nucleotide exchange factor activity
Source: RefSeq, a predicted model, not a curated record
UGUUGAGCCUUGUUGGAUAGCCUUGAGGGCAGUGUGUUGACUAGCUGACUGCUAUUGAGCAACAACGUUAACUCAAUAAAACAACAGCGGAGUUUCCGCCCCUCGGCCAGCGCCAGUGCACGUGGAAACGUUUCUGGAGCUGACAAACUAUAGACUGAUUCACGUGUGGACAGCGCGGGACUGCGGUGCGACUGAAGUUGACUUGUUAAUGCAGGUGAGAUAGGAAAUCUCUCCCGCUCCCUCUCAAACCGGGAGGCUUCGGAGCGGAAUCUGUGGAAUGCGCCAGAUAGCAGUGUUCCUACGCUCGAGGCCGGGGGGAGAUCGUGCAGGAGAACUUGUGGGUACUCGUCCCACACCGUGCCGCGCGCACGCAGGGCGCUGGAUUGGAGGGGGUUUAAUUCGCUGUUGUAGUUUGUGUGUGCGAGAGUAUGUAUGUGUAAGCAAGAGAUAGUGUGUGUUUGUGUGUGAGAUGGAAUGUGUGUAUGUGUGUGGGGAGAGAGUUUGUGUUUGAAUCUUUCGAUCUGAACUCGCUUCUUCGUACGUGACUGUUGACCGGAUCGCUUCUCCGUGACUAAAGCCUCGACAUGGUGCUGUGAGUGCGCUCUCAGUAAGAGAAGGAGUAUAUCUGCUUACCUGAAUCAACUGAAGUUUGGGGGGAGGAGGGAGAUGGAGGACUUGAAGAAGGAGUUAGAGGAGGAGCUGAAACUGAACACUGAGGACCCUCGCAGCCAUGCCUGGUACCACGGAGCAGUCAGCAGAGAGGGGGCAGAGUCUCUGCUGCAGAGGGAUGGGGACUUCCUUGUGCGGGACUCUAGCUCCUCCCCCGGGGACUACGUCCUGAGCUGCUGUUGGAGGAACGAGCCCAUGCACUUCAAGAUCAUCAGAGUGGUGCUGAGACCCAAGAAGGGAUACUCAAGGGAACUGUUCCAGUUCGAGGAGGAUCGCUACGACAACGUCCCUGCUCUGAUUCGCUAUUAUGUGGGUGGCCGCCGGCCUAUUUCCCAGGCCUCGGGCGCGGUCAUCUUUCACCCGAUCACACGCACCGUGCCCCUGCGUGUGAUCAGCAGGGGUGCGGAGGAGGUCAGCGUCCCCCAGAGGAGCAGAGGAACAGAACACACCAGGAGACUCAGCUACAACACACACACACUGCUGCCUCCCAGCACCCUGCUGAGGAGUGGCAGUCAGCCUGCUAACCUGGAGAACCUGGGCAGGAGACCAUCUCUACAGUCAGCUCAGUCAGACAGCAACCUGCGUCCAGGUGCUCCUCCCAUUGGCCAGUCAAAGGAUUCUGGCCCCGCCCCCAUAUCUCCAGUGUUCCGUACAGGCAGCGAACCACUGUUGAGUCCCUUACCUCGACACACUCGCCCUUCCAACCCAGAAGGGGGUGUGACCCUUCGGGGUUCUGACGGACAGCUUCACCCCAGAGCCCCGCCCAAACCCCUCAGAGUCUCUGCCCUCUUCCCCGGAGGUCCGCCCCUUCAGCCCUGCAAGGAUGGAGAUGACCUGGCCUCCUUAUACGACGAGCUGGUCAUACAGGUGCCGGGAUCGGGGAGGCAGGGUCAUGUGGAGCGUCUCCGUGCGGAGGAGAAGUGGCAGAGCCGCGCCCGGCUCACUGAGACCUCCUUCACCUUCCUGUCAGGCCACGCCCUCUCGCCAGACACGCCCCCAGAAGGCGCGGGGCCUGAGGAGGACUGGACCUUCCAAAGACCGCAGACAGAGCCGGUCUCCUGCUUCCAGCUGGACAGCUUUGAGUCCCUGCUGCUGCCAGACCAGAGCCGUCCUCUGGAGCCGUCUGUGCUGCUGAACCUGAAGCAGCUGUUCAACCAGGCCGACGCCCACAACACCGCCCUGCACAUGCUCAGUGUCGACUGCCAGGUACAGCUGCACAUGCUCAGUGUCGACUGCCAGGUACAGCUGCACAUGCUCAGUGUCGACUGCCAGGUGUUGAGGAUGGUUGGAGUGACGGAGGAGCAGAAGAGGAUCAUGGGAGUUUGGUCUGGGCUGGAGCUGCUGCUCCUGCCUCACGGACACCAGCUCAGACAAGACCUCCUGGAGAGACAUCACCUUCUAGCGCUGGGUGUUGCCGUGGAUAUCCUGGGAUGCACCGGCAGUGUAGGUCAAAGGUCGGCAGUGCUGCAUAAGGUCAUCCUAUUGGCUGAGGCCCUUAGAAGCCACGCCCAUGACCUCUAUGCCUUCUCUGCUGUGAUGAAGGCUCUGGAGAUGCCCCAGGUGCUGAGGCUGGAGAAGACCUGGAGGACUCUAAGGAGGAGCCAGACCGAGGCAGCCGUACUGUUUGAGAAGAAGCUCAAACCCUUCAUGAAGGCCCUGAGCCAGGGAGACGACUCGGUGGUGCAGACUCCUGUCUCUGUUCCUCACCUCGUUCCUCUGCUGAUGCUGAUGGAGGGGGAGGAGCUAGCGGAACACUCGGACAAGGGCUGUCAGCUGAUCUUUGACAUCCUCCAAUCAGCACGCAGCAUUGCCUUGCUGGCACCCCAAUACCAGGAGCACGCACACACACUACUGACAGGUGGCUGGCAGCCAAUCCCGGAGCUUCUGGAGGCGUUCCAGACAGAGUUUGCUUUGAGGCUGUUCUGGGGUCAAGGGUCCGGAGCCAGCCGGCCGGAACGCUACAGCAAGUUUGACAACAUCCUCAAUGUGCUCUCCAACAAGCUGGAGCCUCUGGAGGCCCUAGCCCUGACCCCUAGCCCUGACCCUAGCCCUGACCCCUAGCCCUGACCCCUAGCCCUGACCCCUAGGCCUGACCCCUAGCCCUGACCCUAGCCCUGACCCCUAGCCCUGACCCCUAGCCCUGACCCCUAGCCCUGACUCUCCUACACUAGUGUGUGUGUGUGUGUGUGUUUGAAUGUACGUGUGUGUGUCUGUUUGUGUGUGGAGACAUAAUUUGUUUAUCUGUGGUAUGUUCUGUAUUCGUUUGAAAUGUAUGUUUCUGACUAAUGACAAUAUUUAACAACUAAAUAAAUGAUUUAAAGGAAGA